CAAAGAACAUUUUUGACUCUCCCUAGUACAGUGCAUACUCUUUAGCAGACUUGUAGAGACAGAGAGGCUGAAACUAUGGAUGGCAAGGCAGAUGUGAAAGUACUCAUGGCAAAAUUUAAUGCAGGUAACAGCCCCGCAGAAGAUGUUUCUGGAAACAGCCGACCCUUCAAAGUCCCAGGACAACCCAUCCAUUCAGGAUUAUAAGUAAGGAAAGAAGCACUUGAGAAAUUUGCAAGUCAAGGAAAUGCAGCAUCUCCUUCAGGACCCAAGGCCUUUCACAAGCCUGUUCACUCUAAGCCUCCUCUGGGGGUCAAGCCUCCUGCUGAUGAUAAAACAGAAAAGGAUCCUAAGCCCCUGUAUUUGAAACCAGUGGCACAAAGGUUUGGGGUUCAGCUUCAGGCAACUAGCAGAGAAAAUGAUGGAAAAGCUGGAUGCCCUAAGACCCCCACCAAAUACAGUGACUUGCCAAAAGAGCCAAAGCCUCUGUAUCCAAAACCUCCAGGGAACAAGUUUCUUUCUCCUCAAGAGAAAGAAAAGCAGCCUUGGGGAUCCAAACCAAAUUCGAAUUUUGCAUCACAGGAGAAUGAGCCAGCAGUAUUUUCCAAAGUAGCUGGAGUUAAGGAAAAAUUCACUGCUGCAACACAAGAAAAUGAGCCUAAGCCUCAUUUCUCUAAACCACCUCUGGCACAGAAACCUUCUGUAAACCAUGAAGUCUCUCAUAAUGAAGACGCUUCUAAUAGAAAUGCUUUUCUGCAUAAAGGGACAUCAGGCCCAAGACCAAAAAUAAACUCAUUUAGAGCAGCAAAGGAAGCAGACAAAGAUAGUAACAACACUGCUGAAGCUGUCAGCAAUCACAGUCAUUCUUCCAAUAUGUCUCUGAAACCUACUGGCAAUUGGACCAGUUCAUCUCAAGUCACCCCCCAAAAUGUGGAGGAGAAGCCUGAAGAAAAGGGAGUAAGUGCAGUCAAGAAUAUCUUCCUCAACAAAAUCAACCAGGAAGAAUCUGGUUCUUCUCCCGCCAAGUUCCUUAAGACAAACCCAGCGUAUGCUGCAGGCCGGCUACGGGGGGGAUCACAGGAAAAAGAGGAGAGAGACAAGAACGUGGCCACCCCGAAGCGGAAGGCUUUGCCCCCACUGUUCACCCUGGGGCAGCCCCCACAGAAGCCCAGCAGACCCCCAAAUGUGGACCUGGAAAAGUUCAGGAAGAACAGCACAAAAGACAGCCCAAGAAAGGAAGGUUUCAAGCAGCAAGUGCCUUCCUCGGCAGCGCUCUCGCCGCCUGUGCCUCCCCCACACGCUGCCACGCAGUUGCCACCUCUUCCACCAGCCUCUCACCCAUCGCUGCAGGCCCCAGCGGCCCCCAGCCUGCCUCCCAGAAACAGCAAGCCCAGCUCCGAAGCGGCAACUCCAGACAAUGAAGAAAAUUAUGAUGAUGUUGAAUUUGAUUCACAGAGUAAGAUGGGUCAUGGAAGUAUAGAAGAGGGCCAAGAAAGUGCUGAAGAGAUGUAUGAAGACAUAAAUAACGUCAGAAAAGAAAAGAAAGAGCAAGAAGUCAGGAAGAAGUUCAAAUUAAUGGGACCCAUUCAAGUCCUUCAUCAGGCACGAGCUUGUACGGACUACAAGGGAGGAAAGAAUGAGCUGACUGUCAAACAAGGGGAUCAGAUUGAAAUCAUUCGUCUCACAGACAACCCAGAAGGAAAGUGGCUAGGCAGGAUAAAAGGAUCUUAUGGAUACGUUAAAACAACUGUGGUGCAGAUUGAUUAUGAUUCUUUAAAAAGAAAGCAACAACCAACUAUCAGAACCGCUGUGAAACGUGCAGACAGUGACCAAGAAGUGUAUGAUGAUGUUGGAGAGCAGGACAGCAUCAGCAGCCAGACUCCUGGUCAAAGUGGAACUGAAAUGAUGUUCCCUCCUCCUCCUCCUGAUCAAGAAAUUUAUGAUGGGAUUGAUGAUGAAGAUGUUAGUAUUCGGUCUGUAUCACAGGAUGAAGAUAAGACUGAUAGCUGGUCCUGGGGAAUUUUGAAGAGACUAAAGGUCAAAGAUAACAAAAAGAAAAGUGUACGAGAAAAAACAACCAAGGUCAAUGGGGAAGAAGAUAAAGGAGAUUUGUUCGUGACUUCUCCAACAAAGCAGGAUGGAAAAGACUGUGGAGACAGUGAUGUUUAUGAUGACGUAGAUUCCUCAGACUUCCCUCCUCCACCAGCUGAACUCAGUUCAUCAAAAUCAUUCAGCCUUGGAAAAGGUAAACAAGAUGAAAAAGAUGCACGAAAGCUGAAAAAGAUGGAAAGAGAAGAAAAAGAAUUUAGAAAAAAGUUCAAAUUUGAAGGUGAAAUUAGAGUUCUUUACUCCACCACCACAAUCCAGGAUUUACCUCAGAGAAAGUGGGGAUCUAAAGAUUUACAGAUUAAACCAGGGGAGUCUCUUGAAAUUAUAGAAAAUACAGAUGAAACCAAGGUCCUGUGCAGGAAUGAAGAAGGAAAAUAUGGCUAUGUUCUGAGAAGCAAUUUAGUUGAGAAUGAUGGAGAGAUUUAUGAUGAUAUUGGUGAUGGUUGCAUCUAUGAUAAUGACUAAGCUGACUUCUGUGAGUUUAAGAGUUACAUUGGGGAUCAAAAUUUGUUUUGAACUUCCAUGUUGUUGAA
This is a messenger RNA of Tinamus guttatus (white-throated tinamou), 2639 nucleotides long. NCBI's taxonomy places the organism in Eukaryota, Metazoa, Chordata, Aves, Tinamiformes, Tinamidae. The record is from RefSeq and is a predicted model, not a curated record.